Messenger RNA from Tetrahymena thermophila SB210, 783 nucleotides. RefSeq lists its product as hypothetical. The transcript is spliced from 3 exons. The record is from RefSeq and is a predicted model, not a curated record. Lineage: Eukaryota; Ciliophora; Oligohymenophorea; Hymenostomatida; Tetrahymenidae.
UUUUUGAUAUUUUAAUUAAUUAAUAUCCUAAGAAUAAUAAUUGUUUGUUUGUUUGUUCAUAUCUGUCGUCUGGCAUCACAUUUGGAUCUUAUAAUUCACCAAUAUUAAUUAUAUGCGAAAAAGAAAACUUUAAGUAAGACAAAUCAAAUUUCUUCAAAUAAUUUUCAUUAAGAAGAAAGUUAAAUUAAAAGAAUAUUUAAAAUAGUAAAGCAAGCAAAAAUGGGAUUGUAAAGCACUGACGGAUUUUUAUCUACUUUAAGUGAUUUUUAGACUUAGUAAGCCAAAGAAAAGAAAGGAUGGAUUACAGUUACUAUUAAAAGAGAUAGAGUAAAAUCAAUGAAGAAGCAAUUAUCAAGAAAGAAAAAGUAGGCUCAACUUGAGAAAUUAAGCAACGAAGCUCUUUUGAACCCUACUUAAUUAUAUUCUCUUAAAUACAGAGCCAAAUACAACGAUUAAAGCACAUGUGCUGAAAUUUUACCUGGCAAGUCAAUCAAAGAAUCAGAUUAACUUGUUAACGUUUUCAGACUUCACUUCUUCUCAAAUUAAGCAGCAAACAAGACUAAAGUAAUUAAGAAAGAACCAACAAAGCCUAAUCCUAAGAGUAAAAAUGCUAAGAGAAGACAAGAAAGACAUAAAAGAAAUGCUGAACGUAGAAAAAAGCAUCAUGAAAUUUAAGUUUAAGCAAAGAAGAAAAGACAACAAGCCCUAAAUAUCAAACACACUGCUAAAGAAAAAUAGUAAUAAUAAUAAGAAUAAAGUGAAUAAGCCAUUGUUUAAGAAUGA